Messenger RNA from Actinia tenebrosa (Australian red waratah sea anemone), 1002 nucleotides. RefSeq lists its product as uncharacterized. Lineage: Eukaryota; Metazoa; Cnidaria; Anthozoa; Actiniaria; Actiniidae. The record is from RefSeq and is a predicted model, not a curated record.
AUGGAUUCAAUCCUUGAUCAAUAUGCUAAUGAUAAAUUAGAAACAAUACCUGAAGAACCAAUUAUAGAGGAAAAGAAACCAAGUAAAAAAAGAAAAUCAACGGUUAAGAAAGAUGAUAAUACUGAUGAGAUAGAGGAGAAACGUGAGCAACUAUCUAUUCUAUCUGUUCUUGGUACAAUAGAGUCUUAUACAGGACAAAAGAUGUCUCUUGGAGAUGUUAAGAGAUUACCAUCCAAAGAUGUUGAGAAGUACUAUAACCGAUAUCAAGUUAUUAUUGGUAACCAAGUUACAGGAUCAUUAGUUGACACAACCCUCGAGACUGCUACUGAGUUAGCAAGUUAUGUAUUACCUAUCGAUGAUAAGGAAUCACUAUGUUCUGAUUUGAAGGAAAAUCCAAUGAUAAGAAAUGAGCUUUCUAAUGCAGCUGGAUAUCUCGUAUUAAAAGGUGGACGAUUCGUUGCUCUUGCUAGCUGUCUUUUACAAGUUGCAAAACAUGUAGAAUUUAAUAAUCUCAUUAAUAAUAAACCAACUAACGRUAUUAAUGAUAUGGAUAAAUAUAUUCAGGAUACUGUUGAUAAAACUCUUGAGCAUACACAACAUGAUCAAAUAACUAAAGAACCAGAACAUAAACUAGAACGUGUUAAGGAUCCUAAAAAAGUAGCUGCAGGAAAAAGAUUAGCAGAAUAUCAUAAGAGAGCUAAACAAGCUCUUAAACAAGAGAGGGAACAUGAAAAUGUUGUAGAAGAAGAUAUUAGUAAUUCUAAAUGGAUACCGGAAAUAUCACUAACAACAGCAUUGACAAUGGUUGGAAUAACUCUUACAGCUGUCGAUUUAUAUUUUAGAUGGAGAAAACAGGAUAAAUUUGAAUGGAAAGCACCUCCUGUUAUUAAUGCAGAUGAAAAACCUAAAUUAUCAGUUCCUUCAUCUAUGAAUGAAUUAGAAUUACCUCCUAAGACGGUAAAAAAACCAUCGAAAAUUCCCAAGAGAAUUGGAAUGGAUUAA